Molecule: messenger RNA, 7898 nt
Organism: Ornithodoros turicata
Lineage: Eukaryota; Metazoa; Arthropoda; Arachnida; Ixodida; Argasidae
Gene: alpha-Spec
Product: spectrin alpha chain-like
Exons: 47
Coding region: 154-7431 (2425 amino acids)
Biological process (GO): actin cytoskeleton organization
Cellular component (GO): cell junction; cell projection; cortical actin cytoskeleton
Molecular function (GO): calcium ion binding; actin filament binding
Source: RefSeq, a predicted model, not a curated record
UUGGGACUGGGAGUUUUAUUAUUGUUUUGUUACCAUUUUGCGGCCGCCAACUCGGCCAUUUCCUACCGAUACCGACUGCUAGGCGUCGAAGGAUCAUUCUCGAGGCAUUCGACUUUUUCUCGCACGAACGCUGCUUGACCACCAGUCGAGGCCAUGGAUGUCCAACCAAAGGACAUCAAGGUCCUGGAGACUGUGGAGGACAUCCAGGACAGACGUGACCAAGUCUUGGGCCGGUACACACAGUUCAAAUCUGAGGCUCGUCAUAAACGGGAUCGCCUGGAAGAGUCGCGACGUUUCCAGUAUUUCAAACGAGAUGCGGACGAACUGGAAUCUUGGAUCCAUGAGAAGUUGCAGGCUGCGUCAGAUGAGAGCUACAAAGAUCCCACCAACCUUCAAGCUAAGAUACAGAAGCACCAAGCAUUUGAAGCUGAAGUGGCAGCACACAGCAAUGCCAUUGUUGUGCUGGACAACACUGGAAUGGAAAUGAUUGGCUACGGCCACUUUGCUUCUGAAAGUAUUAAGCAAAGACUGGAUGAGCUUCACCGUUUGUGGGAGCUCCUGCUGAGCAAGCUGGCUGACAAAGGUCUGAGAUUGCAACAGGCACUUGUCCUGGUCCAGUUUCAGCGCCAUUGCGAUGAAGUCAUGUUCUGGAUCAACGACAAGGAGACUUUCGUCAUGACAGACGAGUUUGGUCAGGACCUGGAACACGUGGAGGUGCUUCAGCGCAAGUUUGAUGAGUUCCAGAAGGACAUGGCAAGUCAAGAGUUCAGGGUGACCGAAGUUAACGAACAAGCGGAAAAACUCAUCAACGAUCAACACCCAGAGCGCGACACAAUCCGAAGAAGGCGUGAGGACCUGAAUGACGCAUGGCAAAAGCUGAAGUCACUGACGUUGCUGCGGCAGGAACGUCUGUUUGGCGCUCACGAGAUCCAGCGGUUCAACAGGGAUGCUGAUGAAACCAUCACGUGGAUCACUGAGAAAGACGUGGUGCUGUCUUCAGAUGAUUACGGCCGGGACCUAGUGAGUGUGCAGACGCUCCAGCGCAAGCACGAAGGCAUCGAGCGUGACCUUGCUGCGCUUGAAGACAAGGUGAUGACCCUAGGACAGGAAGCUGACCGCCUGUGCAACAUUCACAGCGACCACAGAGAUCAAAUUAGAGGAAAGCACGCAGAGAUUGUUGGUGCAUGGGAAAUGUUAAAAGCAAAGGCUCAGGAGCGACGUCGUAGACUGGACGAGUCUUACCUUCUUCACCGUUUCCUUGCGGAUUUCCGCGACCUCGUCUUUUGGAUUCAAGACGAGCUAGCUAUUAUCUCUGCCGACGAGCUGGCUAAAGACGUAGCUGGGGCAGAAGCCUUACUGGAACGCCACCAGGAGCACAAGGGGGAAAUCGACGCCCGCGAAGACAGCUUCCGGGCCACAAACGAUGCUGGGCAGUUGCUCCUGGAUCAGAACCAUUAUGCCGCGGAUGAAGUCAAAGAAAAGCUGACAACGCUUGCCAACAAGAAAGCCACCUUGCUUCAGCUCUGGGAAGAGCGCCGCAUCCUGUACGAGCAGUGCAUGGACCUGCAGCUCUUCUACCGCGACACUGAACAGGCGGACACGUGGAUGGCAAAGCAGGAGGCGUUCCUGGCGAACCAAGACCUGGGUGACUCACCGGACUCUGUUGAGGCCCUGUUGAAGAAGCAUGAAGAUUUUGGAAAAUCUCUUACUGCGCAAGAGGAGAAAAUCAAGGCACUCGAAGAAUUUGCAACUAAGCUCAUUGAAGGUCAGCACUAUGCAGCUGAUGAUGUUGCACAAAGGAGGGCAGCGCUCUUGGAAAGAAGGAAUGCCCUGUUGGCACGAUCGGACGCGCGCCAUGCCAUGUUGGAGGAGUCUUACCGCCUCCAGCAGUUUGAGAGGGACUGUGAUGAGACAAAGGGGUGGAUCAAUGAGAAGCUGAAGACUGCUACAGAUGAGAGUUAUCUUGACCCAACCAACUUAAAUGGCAAGGUUCAGAAGCACCAGAACUUCAUCCAGGAACUCAAUGCAAAUCGUAGCCGUGUGGAAGACAUCACCAGCACAGGGCAGGAGCUCAUUGAAGCCAGGCAUUACGCAUCUGACCGUAUUGGUGAACGCAUGGAGGAAAUUCUGAACCUGUGGCAGACUCUAAAUGAAGCGGCAGAGACAAAAGGAACGAAGUUGAACGAAGCUUCAGCGCAACAGCAGUUCAACCGAGGGGUCGAAGAUAUUGAACUUUGGCUCUCUGAGAUCGAAGGGCAACUCAUGUCAGAAGACUAUGGCAAGGACCUUACGAAUGUUAAUAACCUGCUCAAGAAACAUGCACUUCUAGAAGCUGACGUUACAUCUCAUUCCGACCGCAUUGACGGAGUGAUGAUUCAGGCCCAGCAAUUUGUUGAGAAAGGCCACUUCGAUGCACCAGCAAUCGCAGCAAAGAAGGCUGCCCUAGUCGAGCGCUACAACGGCUUGCAGGGCCCCAUGGAAGCGCGCAAGCAGAAACUGCACGAUGCCAUGCGUGUGCAGCAGCUCUUCAGGGACAUCGAAGACGAAGAGGCCUGGAUACGCGAAAAGGAGCCCAUAGCUGCAUCAACCAACCGAGGUCGUGACUUGAUUGGGGUCCAGAACCUCAUCAAAAAGCACCAGGCUGUACUGGCCGAGAUAAACAACCACGAGGUUAGAGUGCGCGGUGUCUGCCAGUCCGGAGAGACUAUGGUUGCAGACGGCCACUUCGCUCAGGAUGAAAUAAAAAAGCGCAUCACCAACCUCAGUGACAAGUGGCAGCAGCUCAAGGAUAAAGCGCUGCAACGUAAGACCGACCUAGAAGACUCCCUGCAAGCGCAUCAGUACUUUGCCGAUGCGAAUGAGGCUGAGUCGUGGAUGAAGGAGAAGGAACCAGUAGUAGGCAGUCAGGACUACGGCAAGGAUGAAGAUUCUGCCGAGGCUUUGCUGAAGAAGCAUGAAGCACUCAUGGCAGACCUGGAAGCCUUUGGAAACUCUGUGGAUGCCCUACGUGAACAAGCUCAGUCCUGCCGCCAACAGGAAGCCCCUGUAGUAGAUCAGGCUGGCAAGGAGUUUGUGAUGGCCCUCUACGAUUACACCGAGAAAAGCCCUCGGGAAGUAUCCAUGAAGAAGAAUGAUGUUCUCACCCUGCUGAACAGCAACAAUAAGGAUUGGUGGAAAGUGGAGGUGAACGAUCGCCAAGGAUUUGUGCCUGCUGCCUAUGUGAAGAAGAUGGAAGCUGGCCUGUCUGCCAGCCAGCAGCAUCUGGCAGAAGGGAACAGCAUAGGAGCGCGCCAAGCUCAAAUCGAGGCCCAAUACGGAAACCUUAUGGACCUGGGACAGGGCAGAGUUGAUAAGCUUACGGAGUCCCUCAGGGCGUACCAGCUGGUACGAGAGGCAGCCGAGUUGGCACAGUGGAUCAAAGACAAGGAACAAGUUGCCCAGGUGCAAGAGGUGGGAGAGGAUCUGGAACAGGUCGAAGUACUCCAGAAGAAGUUCGACGACUUCAUGUCGGACUUGAAGGGCAACGAAGUGCGUCUGGGUGAAAUGAACAACAUUGCCAACAAGCUGAUGAGCUUGGGACAGACAGAAGCUGCUGUCAAGAUUCAGACACAAAUUGAGGAUCUCAAUCAGAAGUGGCAGCAUCUUAAUGAGGUGACUCAAGAGAGGGCACAGCAGUUGGGCUCUGCCCAUGAAGUGCAACGCUUCCAGAGGGACGUGGAUGAGACCAAGGAUUGGAUCACGGAGAAAGAUGAUGCCCUGGCUGCCGACGACUGUGGCCACGACCUGCGCAGUGUGCAGACGUUACAGCGAAAGCACGAGGGUCUCGAGCGAGACCUGGCUGCUCUCGGAGACAGGAUUCACCAACUGGAUGACACUGCUGGCCGUCUGGUGAACACCCAUCCUGAAUCAUCUGAGACAACAAUAACAAAGCAGAAAGAAAUUAUUCAGGAAUGGACGCGACUCACAACCAAAGCCAAGGCUCGCAAAGAAAAGCUCCUGGACUCUUACGAUCUCCAGCGUUUCCUUGCCGACUACAGAGACCUAACAUCAUGGAUCAACAGCAUGAUGGCUUUAGUGUCCUCUGAUGAGCUGGCUUCUGACGUAACAGGUGCUGAAGCAUUACUAGAAAGGCAUUUGACGUACCGUGCAGAGAUAGACGCCAGAUAUGGUAUCCCACAGGAGCACCGCACUGAGAUUGAUGCACGUGCUGGGACCUUCCAAGCUUUUGAGAUGUUCGGACAGCAACUGCUUCAGAAUGGUCACUAUGCUAGUGCUGAAAUCCAAGACAAGCUGGACAAGAUGACAGAAGCACGCAAAGAACUGGAGAAGGCGUGGAUCGCACGCCGCGUAAAAGUGGACCAGUGCUUGGACCUGCAGCUUUUCUACCGCGACUGUGAGCAGGCGGAGAACUGGAUGGCCAGUAGGGAGGCAUUUCUGGGCUCUGAAGACAUGGGAGGCGAUAAUGUUGAAGCCCUCAUCAAGAAACAUGAAGACUUUGAUAAGGCGAUUAAUGCCCAGGAAGAGAAAAUAGCUGCCUUAGCAGCUCUCGCAGAUAAGCUAGUUUCCUCUGACCACUACGCUGGAGAUGACAUCAAGGAAAAGAAGGAUCAGGUGUUGGACAGGUGGAAGCAUCUGAAGGAAGCCCUCAUUGAGAAGCGCUCCCGUUUGGGUGAGUCUCAGACACUGCAGCAGUUCAGCCGUGAUGCCGAUGAAAUCGAAAACUGGAUUGCCGAAAAGCUUCAAAUGGCUGUGGAUGAGUCUUACAAGGAUCCUGCUAAUAUUCAGAGCAAGCACAAGAAGCAUCAGGCCUUUGAAGCCGAGCUGGCAGCCAAUGCAGAUCGUAUCCAGGCUGUGCUAGCUAUGGGACAGAAUCUUAUUGACAAACGCCAGUGCGCUGGCUCUGAGGAUGCCGUGCAGUCACGCCUGGGCUCCAUUGCCGAUCAGUGGGAGCACCUCACAACCAAAUCAUCAGAGAAGAGCAUGAAGCUCAAGGAGGCUAACAAGCAGAGGACUUUCAAUGCUGCAGUCAAGGACAUAGACUUCUGGCUCGGAGAGGUGGAGUCACUGCUGAAGAGUGAAGACUCUGGCAAGGACCUGGCGUCGGUACAGAACCUGAUGAAGAAGCACCAGCUGGUGGAGGCAGACAUCCUUGCCCACGAGGACCGCGUGCGGGACCUCAACUCGCUUGCUGACUCGCUGGUGGAGUCCGGGCAGUUCCAUGCCCCGGCCAUUCAGGAGAAGCGGUCCUCCAUCAACGAGCGCUACGAGCGGGUGCGCACGCUGGCUGCCUACCGCCGGUCUCGUCUCAACGAAGCCAACACGCUGCACCAGUUCUUCAGGGACAUUGCGGAUGAGGAAUCCUGGAUUAAGGAGAAGAAGCUGCUGGUGAGUUCCGACGACUAUGGACGUGACCUCGCUGGAGUGCAGAACCUGCGCAAGAAACACAAGCGUCUGGAAUCCGAGCUCGGUGCCCACGAACCGGCAGUGCAGGCAGUUCAAGAAGCUGGGCACAAACUAAUGGCUGAGUCUAAUCUUGGAGUCCCUGAAAUUGAGCAACGUCUCCAGGCACUCGAGCUCACCUGGCAGGAGCUCAAGCAGAUGGCUGGUGACCGUGGUCACAAGCUAGAUGAGUCCCUGGUGUACCAGCAGUUCUUAGCCAAAGUUGAAGAGGAAGAGGCCUGGAUAUCAGAAAAGCAGCAGUUGCUGUCCGACGAAGAUUAUGGCGACACCAUGGCAGCUGUGCAAGGCCUCCUCAAAAAGCACGAGGCUUUUGAAGCCGACUUUGCGGUGCACAGGGAACGCUGCGGAGACAUUGUGACAGCGGGACAGGGCUUGGUGUCUGAAGGAAAUCACCACAAAGACAGCAUCAAGCAGCGCCUUGACCAACUGACGGCACGGCUGGAUGCCCUGGAGGCCAGUGCUUCACGCCGUAAGACAAAACUGCAGGACAACUCUGCUUACCUUCAGUUCAUGUGGAAGGCCGACGUUGUCGAGAGUUGGAUCGCUGACAAAGAGCCUCAUGUGCGAUCUGAGGACUUUGGCAGAGAUCUGUCAUCCGUGCAGACCCUGCUGACCAAGCAGGAAACCUUUGAUGCUGGCCUGGCAGCCUUUGAGCAGGAGGGAAUACAGAGCAUCACUCAGCUCAGGGAUCAAUUGGUAGCUGCCAAACAUGAUCAGACACCUGCUAUUAUGAAGAGACAUGAUGAUGUGCUGACAAGAUGGAACAACCUCCUUGCCCCCUCGGAAGCACGCAAAUUGAGACUUCUGCACAUGCUGGAUCAGUUCAAGCAGAUUGAAGACCUCUUCUUGAUAUUUGCCAAAAAAGCGUCUGCAUUCAACAGCUGGUUCGAAAAUGCGGAGGAGGAUCUCACAGAUCCAGUGCGCUGUAACUCUGUGGAAGAGAUCCGCGCGUUGCGGGAGGCCCACGCUCAGUUCCAGCAUUCCCUGAGCUCUGCCAGGACCGACUUCGAAGCCUUGGCUUCCCUGGACAAGCAGAUAAAGAGCUUCAACGUGGGCCCCAACCCCUACACCUGGUUCACCAUGGAAGCUCUCGAGGACACCUGGCGCAACCUGCAGAAGAUUAUUCAGGAACGAGAUGUCGAACUGGCCAAAGAAGCCCAACGCCAAGAAGAGAACGACCGCCUCCGCUUGGAGUUUGCAAAACAUGCCAAUGCUUUGCAUGAAUGGCUGACAGAUACAAGGAUGUGGCUCCUAGAUGGGUCUGGAACCUUGGAAGAUCAGCUGGAAGCCACAAAGCGCAAAGCAGCUGAAGUAAGAGCCAAGAGAGCUGACUUGAAGCACAUUGAGGACCUGGGAGCACAGCUGGAAGAACACCUUAUCCUUGACAAUCGCUACACAGAGCACAGCACUGUGGGACUAGCUCAACAAUGGGAUCAGUUAGAUCAACUGGGUAUGCGCAUGCAGCAUAAUCUAGAGCAGCAGAUACAAGCCAGAAACCAGAGUGGUGUUACAGAAGAUUCUCUCAAGGAGUUCAGCAUGAUGUUCAAGCACUUUGAUAAGGACAAGAGUGGGAAGCUUAACCAAGUGGAAUUCAAAUCCUGCCUUCGUGCCUUGGGCUAUGACCUGCCCAUGGUUGAAGAGGGCCAGCCUGACCCAGAGUUCGAUGCCAUCCUGGACAUGGUGGAUCCCAACAGAGAUGGUCAUGUAUCCCUGCAAGAAUACAUGGCCUUCAUGAUAUCACGGGAGACAGAGAACGUUCGCUCCUCGGAAGAGAUAGAGAAUGCCUUCCGAGCCAUCACCUCCGGCGACCGCCCCUAUGUCACUGCCGACGAGUUGUACGCGAACCUCACAAAGGAGAUGGCAGACUACUGCGUGUCUCGCAUGAAACCGUACAUUGACCCCAAGAGUGGUCGUUCCAUCCAGGGUGCCUACGACUAUAUAGAAUUUACACAGACACUAUUCCAGAACUAAACUUUUUUUCCUGUUGGUUGCCUGACUGACUGCAUAGCAAAUGGCUGUCUCUUUCCACUACCUUAAUGUGAUAAAAUUGGACAUGGCAAAGCAAUUAACCCAGUUACAAGCACCACACAUGCGCUAAUGCACCAGGGGUUUGGUAAGAAAGAAAGAAAGAAAGAAGGUGUGGCAUCUGGUAGGUUACACAUUUAUUCGCUAGAUAAGCAGUUUUGAAGUAAGCCUUUCCUAGCUUGGUGUUAGUUGUACUUUUAUGCUGCAGGUUUGCUUGCAAAACAUAGUAUUGUGCAUCUCUGUUCGUUUCAGCUUGGUUGUGAAAGCUCGCAAACUAGAGCGGUUGACUUUCUUGUGGCAGCUCUGAGAAGAAACCAGCUUAUUCUAUUAUUGGCCUCUCUGGAAUGUAUCAUUGGCCUUUGUAGCGGUAUGGUUAUAAGAGAACCUAAAUAAAGUUGGUGUAGUCGGCUAAA